Molecule: messenger RNA, 2838 nt
Organism: Brachypodium distachyon (stiff brome)
Lineage: Eukaryota; Viridiplantae; Streptophyta; Magnoliopsida; Poales; Poaceae
Product: casein kinase 1-like protein HD16
Exons: 17
Coding region: 187-2283 (698 amino acids)
Biological process (GO): signal transduction; peptidyl-serine phosphorylation; endocytosis
Cellular component (GO): cytoplasm; nucleus
Molecular function (GO): ATP binding; protein serine/threonine kinase activity
Source: RefSeq, a predicted model, not a curated record
AAAAAGCCAACCCUCCUCCUCUCCCUUCCAGACAACCACAGCGGUGUGUGUGUGUGUCUGCGCCUGCGCGACACCAAACACCAACCUCUCCACCCCCUUCUCGCCGCCGCCGCCGCCUCCUCCUCGCCGCCGCCGCUGCACGGCCUCAAUCCCCGAGGUUAGUAGGGAAGUGUAUGGGGAGAAAGGAUGCCAGAGUUGCGUAGCGGAGUCCGACAAUCUCGGUUGAAGGCAAAGAAGGCGGAGGACCUUGCCGCACAAGACCCUGCCGCGAACCUGGUAGUGACAGCGCCCACGGUGGCAGGAAGGCGUGGUAGAGGAAGGGGAGGGAGAGGUGGAGGGCGAGGAUCAGGGAGGGGAAGGGCUGGAGGAAGAGGACGAGGUGUUCCGGUGAUUGACUUGGACCCUGACCAGUCUUUUGAGGCUCUUCCAGGAGCUGCUACUGGUGGAGCUGCUGUUGGUGGUCCACAGCGCAUUGAGGAGUUUGCUGAUAAGGUUGUGAAGAUGGAUAAUGGCAGUCCUGAGAAGGUCGGUGGAGGUGAAGAUGAUGGGACUGCAUCUCCAGUCCCAGAGAAGGUUCAAGUAGGUCAUUCUCCACAAUACAAGGUCGAACGGAAAUUGGGCAAGGGUGGUUUUGGACAGGUUUAUGUUGGCAGAAGACUUUCUGGUGGAACAGAGCGCACAGGACCUGAUGCCUACGAGGUUGCUUUGAAAUUUGAGCACCGCAACAGUAAGGGUUGCAGUUAUGGCCCUCCAUAUGAGUGGCAGGUUUAUAGCUCGUUGAACGGAUGCUAUGGUAUUCCAUGGGUUCACUACAAAGGCCGGCAGGGGGACUAUUAUGUGCUGGUAAUGGAUAUACUAGGGCCUAGCCUUUGGGAUGUUUGGAAUUCUGUUGGGCAACAGAUGUCUCAAAGUAUGGUUGCUUGCAUCGCUGUAGAGGCAAUCUCUAUCCUUGAGAAACUUCAUGCCAAGGGGUUUGUUCAUGGAGAUGUUAAACCAGAGAAUUUUUUACUUGGUCAACCUGGAUCACCUGAUGAGAAGAAGCUUUUUCUGAUUGAUCUUGGUUUAGCAUCGAGAUGGAAGGAAACAUCAUCUGGACACCAUGUUAACUAUGAUCAGAGGCCUGAUAUUUUUAGGGGCACAAUAAGAUAUGCUAGUGUGCAUGCUCAUUUGGGUCGUACUGGUAGCAGAAGGGAUGAUCUCGAAUCAUUAGCAUAUACAUUAGUAUUUCUUCUCAGAGGAAGGUUACCUUGGCAAGGCUUUCAGGGAGAGAACAAGAGUUUUCUUGUUUGCAAGAAGAAAAUGGCUACUUCUCCAGAUCUGCUGUGUGUUUUCUGUGCUCCUCCUUUUAAACUUUUUCUGGAGACUGUGACAAACAUGAAAUUCGAUGAAGAACCAAACUACUCGAAGCUUAUUUCCCUCUUUGAUGAAUUGAUUGAGCCCCAGCAUUUGAGGCCUAUUAGAAUUGACGGUGCUCUAAAGGCUGGACAAAAACGAGGAAGAUUGCUUGUAAAUCUUGAAGAAGAUGAACAACCAAAGAAGAAAGUUAGACUUGGAAGCCCAGCAAAUCAGUGGAUUUCAGUUUAUAAUGCUAGGAGGCCCAUGAAACAGAGAUACCAUUACAAUGUAGCAGAUGCCCGACUUCAUCAACACAUAGAGAAAGGGAAUGAAGAUGGACUGUUUAUUAGUUCGGUAGCAUCUUCAGCAAAUCUCUGGGCUCUUAUUAUGGAUGCCGGAACUGGGUUCACAUCUCAAGUCUAUGAACUUUCACCAAUAUUCCUUCAUAAGGAUUGGAUUAUGGAGCAGUGGGAAAAUAGCUAUUACAUCAGUGCCAUAGCAGGAUCAACAAACGGAAGUUCCCUGGUGGUCAUGUCAAAAGGAACCCCUUACACUCAACAGUCUUACAAAGUUAGUGAAUCGUUCCCCUUCAAGUGGAUCAAUAAGAAAUGGAAAGAAGGAUUUCAUGUUACAUCAAUGACCACCGCAGGCAGCCGCUGGGGUGUAGUUAUGUCGAGGAACUCUGGAUAUUCUGAACAGGUAGUAGAAUUGGAUUUUCUUUACCCUAGUGAAGGUAUCCACCGGCGAUGGGAGAAUGGAUAUAGAAUAACUUCUACAGCAGCCACUGGUGAUCAAGCUGCUUUUAUAUUAAGCAUUCCAAAAAGAAAAUUGAUGGAUGAGACACAAGAAACUCUCAGAACAUCUGCUUUCCCAAGCAAUCAUGUGAAGGAAAAAUGGGCCAAGAAUCUUUAUAUUGCCUCGAUAUGCUAUGGCCGGACGGUGUCUUGAGGCUUACAUGCACACCAACUCAGGGCUGAGCAUAUUCAAAUGAGUUCAUAUCUGAAAACCCAGCAAUUUUAGUUGCUGCUGUGUUGCUCUGUAUGUGUAGGUAAAUUGCGUAGAUGAACCUUACAUCAUGGCCAGAUUAGGGGGGGAGGGGGAGGGGGGCACUCCAGAAGAACUGGGAGGAAGGUUGACGACCGCGCUAAUAACAGAUGGAGGAGGAUACGAUCCAGCUGGUGGUAGCGAUGAUGCUGACGGCGUAAAAUACUUAGCAUCAAAAUGUGGUUGCUUCGUCCCUGGCUCCCUGCUGCCGUGCAGAGUGGAUGGCAUUCUCCUGCUUGGAGGCCUUUGAUCUUUGAGGGUCUGUUGUGUAUAUAGCCCUAUCAUGUCAUGCAUUUCGUCAAGUGGAAACAAGUUCCGUAUUCCCGGAACACCGUAAGUGUCUAAAUUAUCAUGUGAGGUGAACUGAGUGUACUGAUGAAUUCGCUGCAUCGAUUCCAUUAUUCGAUAAGCUCAUUGCGGUUCAUGCCAUAAAUGUUGAACUUUGCUGAUCAUUCUCAA